Messenger RNA from Chaetomium globosum CBS 148.51, 846 nucleotides. RefSeq lists its product as uncharacterized. The transcript is spliced from 2 exons. Bases 1 to 846 code for a protein of 281 amino acids. The record is from RefSeq and is a predicted model, not a curated record. NCBI's taxonomy places the organism in Eukaryota, Fungi, Ascomycota, Sordariomycetes, Sordariales, Chaetomiaceae.
AUGGCUCCCACCGGACCCUCGGAGUCCCGCACCUCCUCGCCCGCGGCCAACCCCCCGGCCACCAACCCCGUCGCCGCCGUGCUCCCCGGCAUGCGCCCUCCCGGCUGGCGUUGGCCCUGGCCCGCCGACGUCCCCGACCCCGAGCGGCCCAAGAGCUGCCUGAAGUCCGCCGGCGCGACGCGCCAAGUCCUCCCCAUCCGGUUCGCCGACGACGCGCGCUGCCUGGUUUCCGGAUCCCCCGUCCCGCCGCAUCCGAUCACCCGCCCGGAGUGGAUGAAGGCGCUGGCCCAUGCGCGCUUUGUCCAGGCGUUCAGGAGCGGACGGACGCAGCAGGAGGUCGUGGACGACAUCGAGACCAUCGACCCCCGGAGAGUGGCCCAUACCAAGUGGCAGGGCACCCGACGCGUGCGGUGGCUCCUCGACCCGGAACACAUCGAUCCCUGGGACGCCGAGGCUCUCGUGUUUCGCCUGCUCUUUCGCCGCUCCCGCAAGCACAUGUUGCAGAACAUGGCCGGCUACCCGAUCCGAUCCCGGCGCGACCGCGACAAGCACCCCGCACUCGGCAGCCCAGAGCCGGAACUGGAGACGGAGCAGGGGCCGGAUCCCCCGCGUAAGUGCUCCCGAAAUGGCCAGGCACCAACCCAGCGACCGAUCGAACCCCCUUCCCUCCCCACGGCCAGGGGCGUCGUCUCUUCCUCCACACUGGUGGACUCAGGAACAGGCGGCGUAAAACCUGUCGUCUGUCCCUGGGCCCAGCUCCCUUCUCAUCCCCUGCCCAUUCUGCGCGCCUCUUGCAGCAACAACCGCAUUCCCAUGAUUGCUAUCUACCAAGCCAAACUCCAGUGA